AUGGCCGACGACGCACUGUCCAUCUACGAUGAGAUCGAGAUCGAAGACAUGACCUUCGACCCGGCCAUCCAGAUCUACCACUUCCCCUGCCCGUGCGGCGACCGGUUCGAGAUUGCGAUCGAUGACUUGCGCGAUGGCGAGGAGAUCGCUGUGUGUCCGAGCUGCAGCUUGAUGAUCCGGGUGAUUUUCGAUCAGGCCGAUCUCCCUCAGGCUGAUAACCAGCAAAACGGCGGCGCGGUCGCAGUUAAGGCGUGA
Messenger RNA from Penicillium alfredii, 255 nucleotides. It is a transcript of the gene dph3, whose product is annotated as CSL family zinc fnger-containing protein. Gene Ontology annotation, molecular function: metal ion binding. The record is from RefSeq and is a predicted model, not a curated record. Gene Ontology annotation, biological process: protein histidyl modification to diphthamide. The transcript has 2 exons. Lineage: Eukaryota; Fungi; Ascomycota; Eurotiomycetes; Eurotiales; Aspergillaceae. Bases 1 to 255 code for a protein of 84 amino acids.